Messenger RNA from Pipra filicauda (Wire-tailed manakin), 1867 nucleotides. RefSeq names its product GATA binding protein 6 (gene GATA6). The record is from RefSeq and is a predicted model, not a curated record. Gene Ontology annotation, cellular component: nucleus. NCBI's taxonomy places the organism in Eukaryota, Metazoa, Chordata, Aves, Passeriformes, Pipridae. Gene Ontology annotation, molecular function: zinc ion binding; DNA-binding transcription factor activity, RNA polymerase II-specific; RNA polymerase II cis-regulatory region sequence-specific DNA binding. The transcript is spliced from 7 exons. Bases 75 to 1640 code for a protein of 521 amino acids. Gene Ontology annotation, biological process: epithelial cell differentiation; cell fate commitment; negative regulation of transcription by RNA polymerase II.
AUUUACCGCCCGCCGCGGCCUCGCGCCCCAGCCUCAUGCGGGGCAUCGGCACCAGCGGCUAGAAGGGGACCUGGAUGGCCGUGGCUGAAGGCGGCUGGUGCGCGGUGAAGCGGUGCGCUGCGGACACCGGUGUUCCCUCCUGCCCCUUCGCCACCAGGGAGCCGCGCCCGUCUCCUCCUUCGCCCCCCUCCUCCUCGUCUUCCUCCGGCUCCCAGGGUGAACGCGGCUCUUCCAAGACUCCUCGGCCGGAGACCGACGACAGUCACCGGCCGGCCCCGCUGCCGCCCCCCGCCGCCGAAGGCAGGUCUCUGCUCGCCCCCUACGUGCACUUCGGGGCCCCCCACCCCUCCGGCCGGCUCAGUUGGGAGGACAUUCUGCUCUUCGCGGACUUAGACCAAACCAACAAGCUGAUCUGGUCCAGCCGCGGCCCCAAGCUGAGCGCCCUCGGCGCCGAGCAACCCGAGGAGAUGUACCAGACCCUCGCCAUCUCGGCCGCCCAGGGCCCCACGCCUUACGACGGAUCUCCGGGAGGCUUCAUGCACUCCACGCCCAGCUCGCCCGUGUACGUGCCCACGACCCGCGUGGGCUCCAUGCUGCCCACGCUGCCGUACCUGCAAGGCAGCGGGGCGGCCCAGCCCAGCCACCCGGGCGGCGGCCACGCCGUCUGGUCCCAGCCAGCCGCGGAAAGCCCCUCGUACAGCACCGGCGGCGGCUCCCACCCCUCGGGCCGCUUCCCCUAUUCGCCCAGCCCGCCGGUGGCCAACGGGGCCUCCCGGGAGCCCGGUGCCUACAGCAACAGCCUGGGCGCCAGGGACCAGUACAGCCCCCUGGCCCGGCCGCUCAAUGGCUCCUACCCGGGGCCCUACACGUCCUACGUGGGGCCGCAGCUCACCCCCGCCUGGCCCACGGCGCCUUUCGAGAACUCCAUGCUGCACUGCCUCCAGGGCCGGGCCGCCCCCAUCCCCGUCCGGGCACCCAGCGCAGAGCUGCUGGAGGACCUGUCCGAGAGCCGGGAGUGCGUCAACUGCGGCUCCAUCCAGACCCCGCUGUGGAGGAGAGAUGGCACCGGCAACUACCUGUGCAACGCCUGCGGGCUCUACACCAAAAUGAACGGCCUCAGCCGACCCCUCAUCAAGCCCCAAAAGAGAGUGCCUUCGUCGCGACGGCUGGGCUUGUCCUGUGCCAACUGCCACACCACGACCACCACCCUGUGGCGCAGGAAUGCGGAGGGUGAGCCCGUCUGCAACGCCUGCGGCCUCUACAUGAAGCUCCAUGGGGUUCCCCGACCUCUUGCUAUGAAAAAAGAAGGAAUUCAGACGAGGAAGCGAAAACCUAAGAACAUAAAUAAAUCAAAGGCAUGCUCUGGUAACAGUACUACUGCAGUUCCUAUGACUCCAACAUCCACAUCUUCUACUAACUCAGAUGACUGUAGCAAAACUGCUUCUCCCAGCGCACAGACUGCGGCCUCUGGGGCGAGCUCGUCAGUGAUGUCUGGCCCAGGAGAGAGCACCAGUCCGGAAAGCAGCAACCUUAAGUAUUCAGGUCAAGAUGGGCUAUACACAGGAGUCAGCCUGACCUCCACGGCUGAAGUGACAGCAUCUGUGAGACAAGAUCCCUGGUGUGCCCUGGCUCUGGCAUGACCUGAUGUGAGGGAAGCUGGAUCCUGGUGCUGCAUGGCAGCCCCCAGAUGUCCACACACAGUUUCUCCUGUGGAGCGGUUGCAGCAGAAGCAAGAGUGCUGGCAAAGACCAUUCCUCUGAAAUAGUUUUUGAGCCUUGGUGGCAGAGGUGUUUUUCAACCUCUGAAAGAGGCUCUGCCAAAGCAUCCAGUUCCUCAUCUAUGCAAGAAAAAUAUAGGGAAAGCAAAU